GCAGGCAGGAUAGGUUUAUUUUUUCAGUGUUGGAGCGAAACUCUGCAGGACAUCAGCACUCCAGGACUGACAUUGCCUCCCACUGUUUUAUACAUAUAUAAAUAACUACAAGUCAAGCUGCAAUACCAAACAGGACAAGACGGAGAUGCCAACAAACCACUAUACCAGCUGACUUAACCUGACUUUAUAAAGAUAUAUACUAAUUAAUUCAGAAUUAAUAAAUGGAGCAAAACACACACACACACAAAGUAAAUAAAAACAUUCUGAAUUUAUUGAAUGUGGGGAUCUGAAGGCGGCUCGACAUCACCAGUGAACAGUUCAUCUGUUAGACGUCAAGAUGCCAGUGGACAGAAUGAGAAUGCGCCCCUGGUUGGAGCAACAGAUUGAGAGUGGGCAAAUUCAAGGUCUUCACUGGGUCAGUGAGGAGAAAAAGAUAUUUCAGAUACCAUGGAUGCAUGCAGCCAGACAUGGAUGGGAUUUAGAAAAGGAUGCACCUUUAUUUAUGAACUGGGCCAUUCACACAGGAAAGUAUCGCCCAGGUAUUGACAAACCAGACCCUAAGACGUGGAAAGCAAAUUUCCGUUGUGCUAUGAAUUCUCUACCAGACAUUGAGGAAGUGAAAGAUAAAAGCAUGAAGAAAGGAAACAAUGCCUUCAGAAUGUACAGAAUGCUUUCCUUAUAUGAAAAAGCUGUUAAGAAAGGGAAGAAAAAGAUGGACCUCGAGCAAAGAGCAAAAGUAGGAUGCAUGACUAAACGAAAAGCUGGCAUUCCCAGAAAAUAUAAAAUGACAAAAGAAGAAAGUGGAGAGAACUUAAUGGAAGAGACUACACCAGACAGCACUGUGCAAUUUGCUGGCUUAUUCAUCAACACAGAGCAGGAGAGCUCCCCUGUGCCCAUGUCAUCUGAGAGGGAGAUGGCUGUGGCUGAAUUACCUGAUGUGUGUGCAGUUGUUGAGGUGGCAACGGAGAAUGAAGAACCUGCGUUUAGCUCCACUGAUACAUGUCUGCCUCUCCAGGACUCCCAUGUUUCAUCCUACAGUGAGAGUGACACAGAGAGCACAAACAGCGAGGAAGACUUAGCACAGCUUCCCCAGGACUUGUCCUUAAAAGCUUCACAAAGAUCAUCAUGUAAUUCUGUGUUAAGGAUCCCAUCAUCAGGUCAAUCCUCACCAAACACAUUUCUCACAUCAACAAAAAUAAAUUUCAAAGUGACCAGCUGCAGAGAGGACUCGCCCCUAAUUGCUUACAACGCUCCUCCAUGGUUCCCCUGCCUGUUUAAUCUGCAAAAAGUCACAGACGUGCAACCCUCAAGCCCUGCCCCCUCACCAGAUCUCACCAGCAGCCUGGCUUCUCAGACAAGUGUGAUAGCUAAAGCUGUGGACCUCUCUGUUGCAAAACACAAAACACUACAAUGAAGACACUUGAAAUUUACAACCCGCUGCUAUUCAAAUGACACAUCUACACCCAUAAUUCAAAACUAAUCAAGUACUCUCAGGUGUCAGAUUUCCUUCAAAUAUUAUCCCCUGUUCAGCUUUCAAACCAAAUGGAGAGUUCCAAGCUAUCUGAAUCCGUUAUACUAUAAAUCAUUAUAUUUCUGAAAUAUUUUGCAGCACACUACCUCCUUCUCAUAACUGCAUUAAAUAUGUAACUUGUAGAACUACCUCACGGAUGUGACACUUGAUCACAGAAGUUGUCAGUGUAAGCUAGUACUGAUGCAGCAUUGGGAGAAUAAGUUUGUAUUCAUUUUGCAUUGGGAGAAUAAGUUUGUAUUCAUUUUGCAUUGGGAGAAUACGCUUGUAUUCAUUUUGCAUUGGAGUGACAUUUCAUACUUGUUGACAGCAGAUGUAAUAAAACAAUGAAGAACGAAAUAGAACCGUUACUGGGGAGUUUUUAAGGGGAAUUUGUAUGUCUUUCUAUAGCACAAUAUUGAAAUCACAGUUUUUGAAAGAAAUGAUUAAGGUUUCAGUACAUUUAUAUAUGAAAUUGUCAUGUCUGAAUGAAUUGUUUGCAAAUUUGACAUUUGUCACUCCAGAAAAACAGAAUUAUUGAACUGUCUGUUCAGCUCCCCCAUGUUAGUAGGGCUAUACAUACUUGAAUAGAGACGCACUAAUAAGAGUUGUGUAUUAACUUGUCUAACCAUUCUCAUUUGUGUUCUGAAACACUCUUAUUUUAAGGUAAUGAGAUUUUGCUAUUGUUUUUGUAUAAAGUAUUUUUAUACAACAGUCACUAAUUUGCAUAAUGAACAAAUACAGUAUGGAGAUUAAAAAGCAAAUAUAAAAACAGGUUUACUGUAGUGUCAAUGAUUAAAAAGUUACACAAUACAAAAUCUUUUCAACACUCAUUUGUUGUAUAAUGUACAUUAAAACAGUGGUUCAAAGUGUUAGUAGUGGUACUAGUAAAAAAGAUGAAUGUGGAGUAGAAAAGCAAAUCACUUUUGUUGCUGCAACUAACCUUGAUUUUACAAUAGAGGGAUGAGAAGUCAAUGUUUUACAACUCAGACUCUGUAUGCAGUGGCCUAAAUAAAUUGCAUUCUUGGUUUUCACCAA
Messenger RNA from Cyprinus carpio (common carp), 2545 nucleotides. Its product is annotated as interferon regulatory factor 2-like. The transcript has 9 exons. Gene Ontology annotation, biological process: immune system process; regulation of transcription by RNA polymerase II. The record is from RefSeq and is a predicted model, not a curated record. NCBI's taxonomy places the organism in Eukaryota, Metazoa, Chordata, Actinopteri, Cypriniformes, Cyprinidae. Gene Ontology annotation, molecular function: DNA-binding transcription factor activity, RNA polymerase II-specific; RNA polymerase II cis-regulatory region sequence-specific DNA binding. Gene Ontology annotation, cellular component: nucleus. The coding region runs from base 338 to 1414 and encodes 358 amino acids.